AUGUCUGGCCAGAGCCUGGACCGCGCGAUAGAGAUCGUGCAGCGCGCUAUCGACGAGGAUACCAAGCAGAACUACGCCGAGGCGUACAAGCAGUAUCAGAAUGCGCUCGACUUCUUUAUGCUCGCCCUCAAGUAUGAGAAGAACGACAAGUCGAAACAGUUGAUCAAGCAGAAGGUCACAGAGUACAUCGGCAGGGCCGAGGUGCUCAAGGAGCACCUGAAUAAUGCCAACGAGAAGCGUGCACGGAGCGCCGUCGGCGCGAAUGGGAUGGCGAAUGGCGGACCCGGUGGCAGUGGCACCAAGAAGGACGGCGAGGAGGGCGACGAUCACGACCCGGAAGUCAAGAAACUGCGUGCAGGACUCGCGAAUGCCAUCGUCGUCGACAAGCCGAACGUCAAGUGGGACGACGUCGCCGGCUUGGAGGUUGCGAAGGAGUCCUUGAAGGAAGCCGUCAUCCUGCCGAUCAAGUUCCCGCAUCUGUUCACCGGCAAGCGCACUCCAUGGCGAGGCAUCCUGCUCUACGGCCCACCCGGUACCGGAAAGAGUUAUCUGGCCAAGGCCGUGGCGACCGAGGCGAAGAGCACGUUCUUCAGCGUCAGCUCUAGCGAUCUGGUCAGCAAGUGGCAGGGAGACUCGGAACGGUUAGUCAAACAACUCUUCCAGAUGGCACGGGAGAAUAAACCGGCUAUCAUUUUCAUUGACGAAGUUGACUCGCUGGCCGGUACGCGAAACGAGAGCGAAUCGGAGGGCUCGAAGAGAAUCAAGACGGAGUUUUUGGUGCAGAUGAACGGCGUUGGACACGACGAUACCGGCGUGCUUGUACUAGGAGCUACCAAUAUCCCCUGGUCGUUGGAUCCCGCUAUCAAGCGACGAUUCGAGAAGCGUAUCUACAUCCCAUUGCCGGGUCUUGAAGCACGUAAGGCCAUGUUCGAAAUCCACGUCGGCUCGACACCCUGCGAACUCUCACAGAAAGACUAUCGGACAUUGGCUGCGAAAUCUGAGGGUUAUUCUGGUUCUGAUAUCGCCAUCGUUGUUCGCGACGCGCUCAUGCAACCCGUCCGUAAGGUCCUUUCCGCAACUCACUUCAAACGAGUGCCGUCAAAUGAAGACCCAAGCGUGACGAAGUGGACCCCUUGUUCGCCCGGUGAUGUCGAAGCCGUCGAGAAGAACUGGUCGACGGUGGAGAGUGACGAGUUGCAGGAGCCGCCAUUGCGAUUCGCUGACUUCUUGAAAUCGUUGGAAAGCGUACGACCGACUGUGACGGCGGAGGACAUCGUGAAGCACGAGGAGUGGACGAAGGAGAGUGGUGCGGAUGGCGCAUAA
This is a messenger RNA of Peniophora sp. CBMAI 1063, 1323 nucleotides long. The record is from the annotation of a GenBank genome assembly. NCBI's taxonomy places the organism in Eukaryota, Fungi, Basidiomycota, Agaricomycetes, Russulales, Peniophoraceae.